AAAUAUCGCUCUCUCUCUCUCUCUCUCUCUCUCUCUUCUGUGCCCACAGAGGUUGCAGUUGUCUCCAGCCCAAUCCCCACUCCAUUCUCACUCUCAACUUUAUAUAACCCCUCUCCUCCCUUCCCCUCUCCAAUUCUCCAUCCCCCGCACCCCAACAAUGCCGCUCACCAAUUUCACCUCCCUCCUCCUCCGCCUCCUCCUCCUCACCACCACCACCGUCUUCGCCAAUGCCGCCGCCACUCCCUCCGUCCAAACCCUAAACACUCACGAGCUCUUCAACCCCAAGCUCCCUCCCCGCACCCUCUCCUCCAAUAAGAAAUUCGAGGGCUCCUCCAACCUCGUCGACCUCCGCUACCACAUGGGCCCCGUCCUCUCCUCCUCCCCCAUCAACAUCUACCUCAUCUGGUACGGCAAGUGGGCCGCGCCCCAGAAGCUCCUCAUUACCGACUUCAUUCACUCCAUUUCGGCCGCUCCCUCCGCCUCCUCCUCCCCCUCCGUCGCCGAGUGGUGGCGAACUGUCUCCCUGUACACCGACCAGACCGGCGCCAACGUCUCACGCUCCGUCGUCGUCGCCGGCCAGUACUCCGACAUGAAGUACUCCCAGGGGAAUCACCUCACCCGCCUCUCAGUCCAGCAGGUCAUCGCCUCCGCCGUCCGAUCCGCCCCCUUCCCCGUCGAUCACAAACACGGCGUCUACCUAAUCCUCACUUCCGAGGAGGUCACCGUUCAGGACUAUUGUCGAGCCGUUUGUGGUUUCCAUUACUUCACGUUCCCCUCCAUGGUGGGCUACACUCUGCCAUACGCCUGGCUCGGAAACUCCGGCAAGCAGUGCCCGGAGGUCUGCGCCUACCCGUUCGCAGUCCCGAGACAACAGGCGUAGCCAUGGAAGGAAGAUUUUCCAGGACUUGCAGACCUUCUACUUUUCCGGGUUGGGAUUAUUUUUUUUAUUUUUUAAUUUUGUGGUAAUUUUUGGAAUUGCAAGUUGCUUUGUUAAUAUUUUGCAGUAACACUUGUAAUUUUUGGAAUUACAAGGAAGAGAGAUUUGCAGUUAUU
This is a messenger RNA of Pyrus x bretschneideri (Chinese white pear), 1053 nucleotides long. RefSeq names its product protein EXORDIUM-like 5. NCBI's taxonomy places the organism in Eukaryota, Viridiplantae, Streptophyta, Magnoliopsida, Rosales, Rosaceae. Bases 158 to 880 code for a protein of 240 amino acids. The transcript is spliced from 2 exons. The record is from RefSeq and is a predicted model, not a curated record.